Molecule: messenger RNA, 2265 nt
Organism: Rotaria sp. Silwood1
Lineage: Eukaryota; Metazoa; Rotifera; Eurotatoria; Philodinida; Philodinidae
Source: the annotation of a GenBank genome assembly
AUGUCAAAUAAUUUAUCUAAUGUUAAUUUAACGCAAGAAGUCUUGUCGUUUCGCAACGAAACAUUUUAUAAUUUAGUCGAACAACAAUGUGGUAGUGUUGCUCUUGAAAUUAUGCAAGUACAGGACAUAUCAUCCGUCGAUCGUCUUCUUGAAACUGGGGAUAUUUUUGCUGUCCUACAACUUGAUUCAGACGAACUUAUUCCAAUCAAAAUGAAAGCAGGCAUUUUUCUCAAUGAUGGUGGUUUUGUUUUGAAAAAAGGAUUGGUGUACAAAGUUGAAACUUUCUUUAACACUCUUAAUAUUCUUAACCAACAACACUUGAAAUCUGCUGCUCCAAAAAAUUCAAAUAACUCUUCUGAUUUAAUUGUACCUGAAUGUCUUCUGCAAAAAUUUCCAUUUAUUAAAACACUCAUCAUCUAUUCAAACCUUAUUAUCAAGAGCAAAUAUGAUUUUACACUCUUAAAUAUUAUAUUAAAUAAUAUGUUUAGAAAUUGCAUAACCGAAGAAAAAGGUUUUCGUUAUGAAGCUAUUGUACGACAAUUUGCAACUAGUUUAUACAUACUUGGAGGUCGUACUUCAUAUGAAUUUAUUCGUUUAAAUAUUCCAGCAUUUCUUCCAAGUGUUCAAAUUAUUCAAUCAUUUAUCGCUGCUUCAGAUAAUCACCUAACUGAAGGACUAUUUAAUUUUGAAGGCGCGUGUAAUUAUUUCAAUUCUAUUCAACCAACAUUAGGUUUUAUUGCAGAAGAUACUACAGCAGUCGUUCCUAAAGUUACCUAUGAUGCGACAUCAAACACGUUUAUCUGUUUUAGUCUUCCACUAGAUAAUAAUGAACUGCUAAUCAUUAACUCUUAUAAAACAGACUCGUUUACUUACCUUGAAGAAUGGUAUUAUAAUAUACCGACAGCAAAAUCACUUAAUGCCUUUCUCAUUCAAUCUCUUUCUGUCUCAUCUAGUAACAAGUCGCCGUAUGUUCUAGUAGCUUAUGGCACAGAUAAUAAAUUCAUAUCAUCAGAUGUUAUUCCUCGUUGGCAUCAUAUUUAUCAACAAUGUAAAGCUAAAGGAAUUCACAUUGUUGGUUUUUCAACUGAUUGUGAUAGUCGUUAUUUACAUGCUAUGCGAGUAUCUCUUGGCUUUUUUGCUGAAUUUGUUUAUGAUGAUCAUCCAGAUUUAUUUUCUAUUGAUCUUCCAAAUAGUUGGUCGUGAAAAUUACCGAACACUUCAAAUCCAACAAGUACAAUUAGUCUUUCUAAAAUAGCUAUUGAAAAUAGUGUACGAACAUCAUACAAUCAUGUAACUAAACUUUUUAACCAAUUGAAAAUGAAAGAAAUCUUAAAAAAUGGACACGUAAUAUCGAUCGAAGAAAUGAGUGGCGUUAUUUCACGAAAAUUAGAAGAAUUUUGGUCGACAGAAAAUAUUAUCAUAAACAGCCAGAGUGCAAGUUUAAAUUUUGAAUCAGACGAUGGAACAAAUUUUGAUGAACAUGAAAAUUUUACAAAUAAUUAUGAUACUGAUGAAGAGUUCGAAUUAAAUGAUAAUUUCGACGUGUUAAAUAAUGCGAAUAUUUCGACGAAUCGUGGACUGCGAUUAUUUGACAAUAGUAUUUUACGUGCCCUUGAUACGAUUAGUCCACCUGUGAGUUUAGAACAUUCAGAAAAUCGAGAGCGUGCUACAUAUAUAUUAACAACAGCACAUCAAUUAGAUUUCGAUUAUCCACCAGAGUUUUUUGAUGAUGUGGAAACACUAUGGCGUGAUGGUGGUGUACAAGAAUGUUUUCAAAGAUCAAAUGAGUAUCAACUGAUCGACUCCGCUAAAUAUUUUCUUGAUCGUGUUAAUGAAAUCAAAAGGCCAAAAUACAUGCCCAGUGAUCAAGAUAUUCUUCGUUGUCGUGUUCUUACAUCAGGUAUUUAUGAAACAAUUUUUACUGUUGACCGUGUGUGCUUCCAUAUGUUUGAUGUUGGUGGACAACGUGUAGAACGUCGAAAAUGGAUUCAAUGCUUAAAUGAUGUUACAGCAAUAAUAUUUGUUACAGCAUGUAGUGGUUUUAAUUUGGUACUUAUUGAAGAUGAAAAGCAAAAUCAACUGAGAGAAUCACUUGAAUUAUUUAAAAAGAUUUGGAAUAAUCGAUGGUUAAAAACAAUUUCGGUUAUAUUAUUUCUUAAUAAACAAGAUCUUCUAGCAGAAAAAAUCAAAGCUGGUCGUCGACUUGAAGAAUAUUUUCCUGAAUUUGAACAUUAUGCUGUUUCACAUGUUGAAUUAGGUGAAUAG